Molecule: messenger RNA, 1223 nt
Organism: Tripterygium wilfordii
Lineage: Eukaryota; Viridiplantae; Streptophyta; Magnoliopsida; Celastrales; Celastraceae
Exons: 4
Coding region: 209-931 (240 amino acids)
Source: RefSeq, a predicted model, not a curated record
UCUUCUCCUUCAUCAAUGACAUCCAAAACUCCUCUCUCUUUCGUUCACUCACUCUCUCUCUAUCUCGCAAAGCCACAGACAUAGUCCCUCUCUCUCUCUCUAUAAGCCCAAAACUAAAAUCCUAGAAUUGGAAUCGGCCACUUCUUGGAUUCUUAGCCGUUGAAAAGCCACAUAAAGCGUCCCGUAAAGAUAAUAAUUUUACUUAAUUAUGGGGAAGAGAAAGCGAAGUAAUGAUCGGACCAACCACAACCUGACCUUCCGCGAACCUCCUUCUGCUUCUGACAACAUGCCUUGCUCUUCUGGAACUCAUUUUUUAUACAAGGAGAAACCUGCACAUUUAGUCCAGUCUAGUGGGCUGAUGCUGCCUUCACGUGGCUCAGAUAUUGCAGAUGCUUCUGCAAAGCCACUGAACAUUCAUUCGUCUGUAUCAAAUCAUCAUCACAAUCUUGGUCGUUCAAUAUUCCUGAAACGUUCACGUCACCACUAUGGCCAUCAAUACUCUAGGCGUAACACAUCAACAUCACAUGUCAAGGUUUCCCCUUUUCGGGAUGAGAGGCUUUCCUUCAAGUUCAUUAAUCAAUGCAACCCUGAGUCAAGCUGCCAUACAGACAAGAGGGAUAAAGCAUUUAGCAGUCAAGAGAGAAUUAGGUCCAGCUCCUUGGUAAUGGAUUCCAUCUCAUCAGAUAUCGUGAAGAUGGUAUGCGGGAUCUGUCAGAAGCUGCUGAGAAGAAAACCCUAUUUUCUCGGGGAUGGAAUGUCUUCUGGCGAAAACUCUGUUGUGGCAGUUUUAAUCUGUGGCCAUGUUUUUCAUGCCGACUGUUUGGAGGCAAGAACGGGCCUUGAGGAUAGACGUGACCCCGCCUGCCCAUUGUGCUUGGGCUUAGAACUCACGGAGGUUGAUGCGCCAAGUGGUCAGGAACUACCUGUAUAGAAAUGGCCCCAACUGCUCAGGAAGUGCAUGUAUAGAUGGUGACUUUACAUAUCAUGCUAAUAAAAUCUAGAACAGACGGGACAUACUUAGAUGGAUAUCUAGGUUGUUUGUUACUUUGUUUAGAUUUGAGCAUAUGUUAAUGCAGCUUAUAAAUUUGACUCAGCCUCCUACUGAGACUCCGGCUGCCGUUUUGAAUGCCGAGGAGUUGGAAACUUGAUGUAUUCAGCUUAUAUAUUUUUUGCUAGUCAUAUUGUAGAAAGCACUAUGCAUAUGAAAGUGACUAUUAUGCUGA